AUGCAUCGCUCCAACGGAUAUUCAUACUCUACAAGCUCAAGAAACCACGGCACAAGUAGUGCAUUUAGUCCCAAUGCCAACCCGAACGAGGACUGGACCAAGAUCUCUGAUCUUGCUGAACGGCGCCGUAUCCAGAACCGUAUUGCCCAGCGCAAUUACCGCAAGAAGCUGAAGCGCCGUCUGGAGGACCUUGAGAAACGCGCCGCCUCAGCUUCAGAAUCUCCAGAGCGGACUCUGGAGAAGCCAGAACCGCCAGUUAGAAUGACGGCUAAGUCUCGCGCAAAGCAUGCCCGCGCAACCAAGUCUACCUCAGACGUGCACGCCCCUGCUUCAACAGACCGAGUCUCAUACGACAGCUACUCCGCGCAAGAAGAUCGGGGGUCGAUGUUCUCAUACCAGAGUACGCGCCAGCUUUCCACGUCGCCGCCGCCCAUCCUUUCGUAUCCCCCAUACUCCUCUCUAGACCAUUACUCCCACUCUUCAUACGGCAGCCACCUACCGUCAUACCACUCCUACAGCGACGUCGCCUACCAUAACGAUUACCCGCCUCCCGUGCCCUCUCUUUUCCCGCUCUCAAUGCACGGCGCUGGCUCCGCAGCAAAGAAGUACUCCUCCUACGGCGACGACGACAUCAUCAGCCCGUUCAACAUGAGCUACGCCUCGAUGGCGGGAAUCGACCUCUCUCCGCCGCAGCACCACCAUCACGCGGAGAAUAGUAACGUUCCUGUACAUACCCAUACCCUCCCUUCCAUCAGGGCGACGUACCCGCAGUUCCAAAGCAGAAGGAGCUAACGCAUUCUCUCUUUCUUCUCGCCAGAUGCCAGCCUUGUCGCAAGGAUACGGCGACGAUC
Messenger RNA from Aspergillus nidulans FGSC A4, 851 nucleotides. RefSeq names its product bZIP transcription factor. Lineage: Eukaryota; Fungi; Ascomycota; Eurotiomycetes; Eurotiales; Aspergillaceae. Gene Ontology annotation, biological process: regulation of DNA-templated transcription. The coding region runs from base 1 to 792 and encodes 263 amino acids. The record is from RefSeq and is a predicted model, not a curated record. The transcript has 2 exons. Gene Ontology annotation, molecular function: DNA-binding transcription factor activity.